AUGUCUGUCAGUGCUUCGUGUGGGUCUUUAGCUCAGAAAAGGAGUCUGUCAAGCCUCCUCGCUGGCCGUGUAGUAAAGAGGCCAAAGCAGGAAGAUGGCCAGCGCCUGCAGGAAGCAGCGAUCCAGCUGUUUGAGCAGCACCAGAACCUCAGCAGCCUGUUCAAAGAGUUGGGGCAGAACCUGGAUCAGUGCGACACAUUUCGCCAUCAGAUUGGAGAACAGAAACAGGCAGCGUCCAAGGAUGCCUCCUCUGUUGUAGCUGCAUCACUACUGGGAUGUGAGCUGAAGCGGCAGGCCACUCAGCUGGGCGUCCCUGUCACAGUGCUGUCUGUGAAAAUGAUGCUGGCAAGACUAAAUGAAAUCACUGAGGAAGCUGAUGAAAAACAGGAGGAGGAGGACUUGGGGAGAGAGAUGCUCACAUCCUCUCAGAGAGCCCAGCUGUGUGUCCUGUUGGAGUCCAGCAGAGAGCUGCUGUCUCAGGGACUCCUCUGCCCCAAACUUCUGUGGCAGGAGUUCAGGAGAGAUCAGAAACAUCCCAAAUUGGAGGUGGUGUACUAUCUUCAUUUUUACAACAUCCUCACUCUGAAGUACAUUGUAGAAAGUGAUGAAGGUGUGCGAUCCUGGUUGGUGCCGCAGCUGAAGCGUCUGUGUGGGAGGAUGCCUCCAGAGGGAGAAGAGGAGACCAAACUUGUUCAACAGAAAGUGAUGUCAACUGUGAUUGGCGUCUUGGUAGAAACGGGGUGCGAGCAGAGAGAUGUAGCAGCUGCAGACAGGAAGGUCUCCGUGCUGUGCUGCUCAAUGUUGGACGACAUGCUCAUCUGGCUUCUGGAGGCUGCAGACAAAUGUCUUACAGUGCAGUCUUGUGAAGGAGGAGCUCAGCUAUGGAUUCAUACAUUUGAUUCGUCGAUUUAUGGAGUUUCAGUGUCAUCCGACGCCCUUCAGCAGUUUUUCACUCACUCCCUCACACAGACUCUCACCUACAACCCUCAACUAACAGUGUCAGAUGCCAUCGCCUUACAGAAUGAAUGGACCUUUUCAAGAGCCAGCCGUUUGUUGACCUCAUUGUUCCGGAAGCUGGCUGUGGUCUUCAGCGUGGAGCAGCUGCUGCGUCACUUGCAACAGGUUUUAGAAACCCACGAAGUCAACUGGAAGCAUGUCCUCUGCUUCGUCUCCACUCUGCUGGUUUAUAACCAGUCUGCCCAGUCCAGCCUCAGGGAGAUGUUGUCCAGAUUGUUGAGUUCUGCGUUUGAAGGUUAUGACCUCGAGAACAUGAUCACCGCCUUCCUGUUAGCUCGACAGGGAGCGCUGGAGGGUCCCCGCAUCUUCCCCUCCUACAGCGACUGGUUCAAGAUGUCUUUUGGUGGUGGCAGUAGCUAUCAGGCGAACAGCAAGAAAUCUCUGGUGUUCCUGCUGAAGUUUCUCUCUGACCUGGUUCCUUUUGAUCCUCCUCAGUACCUCAAGGUUCAUAUUCUGCACCCUCCGUAUGUUCCUGCAAAGCACCGCGGCCUGCUCAUGGAGUACGUCUCUCUGGCUAAAACCAGACUGGCUGACCUCAAGGAGUCGGUGGAGGAGAUGGGUUUAUAUGAGGAUGUUUCUGGUGCUUCGGUGGAGCCUCGGUGCCAGGCUGCACAGGAUGUGGAGAAGGCCGUGUCUCUGUUCGACAGCACCGGCAGGAUCUCUGCCACAGUCAUGGAGGCCAGUAUUUUCAGGAGGCCGUACUUUUUGACACGAUUUCUUCCCGCUCUGUUAAAGCCAAGACUGCUUCCAGUGAAGCCUGAUGCUCUGAUGAGCUUUAUAGAUGCUCUGAAAAAAGCAGACAAGAUCCCUCCCGCACAAUAUUCAUCGUAUGUGGAGUCCUGCCAGAAAGAAAGGCAUCAAAACAAGAGCACAGCGUGUCUGAACACCAGCGAUGAUGUUCUGGACGUCCUGAAGGUUCAGCUGCAGGAGUUCACAGAGCUGCUCAUUGGUGGAAGUGAUGGAGAGAUGUCAGCCCAACUGUCCAGGAUCUCACACACUCUGAGCGUUGUCUUCACUGGUAGUCCUUAUGAGCCGACUGGACAAAAAGUCGUCACACUUUACACAGAGUCUCCCGUGCUGCCCGAGCUUCAUGUAAAAGUCGUCAGUAUGAUUCUGCAAAACUUCUGUCAAUGCCAGUUAAACGCUUCCCGUGCAAAUCCUCCUAACAAACAAAGUUUCUGGGCCUCCAGUUUAGUCAGUGUUCUGCUUGUUAACACACAACUCUUCUCAAGCCUGCUGCAUAGACUUUGGGACCUAUUUCAUAAACAGGGGCCGUCACUGACGGCUGCACAUGUGCUGGGUUUGGCAGUGUUUGUGGUCCACCUUCACGCCUCCUCGUCACACAGCACUUUGGUUCAGCUGGCGCCGCCUGUUCAUCCUCAACCAGUACCUUUUGCAGAAGCUCUCGGCCCUGCACUGUUGUGUAACACACGCACUAACAUGCUGUUUUCUGUCAGGAUUUGCUUGGCAGCUGUGUGUUAUGGGAUUUGUAAAGGAGACCCUUUAUCUCAGCAGCAAUACGUCCCCAGCAGUCUUUAUAAAAAGCUCCUUUAUCUCGUUCCAAGACUGUUGCCUGAAGCCAGAAGAACUUCGGCUAAUUCUUGUGCAGAAGAAAACGAGGAGGAGAGCUCAGUCAACCUAUGGAGCAGCAUCACGGACAGUAAUAACACUUGGAGGAAGACUGCCCUGCGUCUGUGGAGCCACACUGCCUUUCAGCAGCUACAGCAACAGUCUCAGUAUCGGCUGUGUUUCUUAGAAUGGCUGAAAAAUGAGCUCAGAGUACAAAGAAGUGAAGACGUCCUGUCUGACACACAACGUCAAGAGUAUCAGCAGUGGGCCUGUUUGGAGCUUUACUUCACUCGUCCUGAGGAGGAAGGAGGCUGUGAAGGAGACAUGAAGAAACUCUGCUCUUCUCUGCUCAGUGCCAUCAUGGACCAGCAGUUAAGUGACCCGAGCUCAGAAAAUCCAAGUUCUCAGGCUCAUGUAUCAGGAACAGGAACCUGUUUGCCAGAUGUUCUGUCCAGACUACAGGAGCUUGUAUAUGAAAUGGAAAUAACCAACCUCUCGGGCACCUGUGGACACAGAUCUGAUCUGUGUGACUUCCUGUUUGAGGCGGUGUCUCAGAGAUGCUCCCCCGCCGUGACUUCGGCUUCUCUCAGCGUCAGCAUCGAGCUCGCCCUGCAGCAGACUGUACACGCAUGGAGCAGAGUGCUGCUGGCUCUCCCCGCUGUGCUGUUCAUUAGAACAAAGACUGAAGGAGGAAGUACGACUUUGGUCUGCGACAAAUUGAUAGAUCAUGUCAAUCAGCAUCAGAGGAAAGUGUGUUUUCCAGCCGGCGUGCUGCCCUGCCACCUAACAGGGCACUUUCUGAAAGGUUUGUUAUGUGCCAGUGUUCAGUGUGGACGUCCAGCAGAAGAAUUCAACAAAGCCUGGUCUCAGAUGAGCACCCGAUGUCCCCUGCUGGUGGUCUCCACAGUGCGCUGGUGGCAGCAGCUGUCGUCUGCUCUCUUUUCAUUGUGGAGUCGUCUGCGUGGUGGAGAGUCUCCUCCAGGUCAGCUGCAGCUCCUCACAGACUGUCGACUGUGGGCCUGCAGUCUGGAGGAAGGUCAAGUGAUCCAGACGCCCUCAGCUGCAGCUCUCCUGUUGGCUGCCAGCCUUCAUCGGUCCUGGCAAGGCUCUAAAGGAAACAAUUUGAGCUUCAGUGCUGCUCUGAAUUCACUACGACCAGACAGAGAUGCAAAGCACAAGCAGGUGCUUGUUUUUCUGCUCUUCCUGUGCAUGAAGGACUACCUGUCAGCCCUCAUGUAUCCUCAGGAGAAGGGUCGAGAAAAAGCUGAAUAUUUCUGCACAGAGCUCCUGAACGUGUUGGUGAACUCUGCUGAUUGGCUGCUCAUCUUCAAAUCAAACGACCAAAGUCUUUAUCAGUCAGCAACCCUGCUGACAUCAGAUGAGUGCUCACGACUGAUGCCCUGGGCUUUCUGCAGCUUGCUGCCGGAGCAAAGAGCUGAGCUGCUUCAGAGGGCAGUCUGUUGUCCUGGGUUCCUCCAUACUACCAUCAGCUGCUACAUCGCUGUGCUGCAGCUGUUCCUGGACGGAGACACGCCUACACCGACCGCAGGGCUCUCUAAAAAACAGCUGGAGCCCUCCCAGAUCCUAAACCACACCAAGCAGUUUAUUUUAAACUUGAUCUCUAAAUCGUCCCCAACUGACCUGUCCUCUGGCCAGCUUAGACAGCUGGAGUUGCAAUGUGUCGACCUGGACCCGGAGUUGGCUGCAGUUCUCUCAGUGCACCUGGACCCUCACAGUCUCAGUCCUGAGAUGGACUUCCUCUGACUGAUGCUAACAAACUGAAACAUCCGUUCUAAUGUCUUGAAU
Nematolebias whitei (Rio pearlfish) is the source of this 4392-nucleotide messenger RNA. It is a transcript of the gene fanca, whose product is annotated as Fanconi anemia group A protein. The transcript has 43 exons. The coding region runs from base 1 to 4350 and encodes 1449 amino acids. The record is from RefSeq and is a predicted model, not a curated record. Lineage: Eukaryota; Metazoa; Chordata; Actinopteri; Cyprinodontiformes; Rivulidae. Gene Ontology annotation, cellular component: Fanconi anaemia nuclear complex. Gene Ontology annotation, biological process: interstrand cross-link repair.